CGAUGAAUGAACAUAGUAGAGACCUCAUCAAGAGGGCUUCGGAGACGGAGGCUAACUUUGACAAUCAUUUCUUUGGGAGCUCCAAUUCGUUCGGCAGCUUGUUUUCUUUGGCGCUUGCGCGACAAAAUAGUAGCUGCGGGAGCUUGAAUGCGUUACUUUCAGAGCUCGGGAACGCGUCGUACGCUUCUCAAAAUGUCCUGUGCUCUGCCGCAUCUGUGAAUCGCCCUCUCGUGCCGGAGAGCUCUACACAAAGACCCACAAGUAUGGCAAACUACCAAUGGAACAAUCCUGUUGAUCCUGUGCAAUCACAUUCAUACGUCCACCAACACAAUGAGGGCGUCGAUGCACUCUUGGGCUUGUCAUCGGUAGGGGUGAAGCGUAUGGGCUCCUCCUCAUUACCGGUAUCUGCCUUGCAUCAAAGACAGCACGAGAGCCUUUCAAGUACCAAAUUCCAAAAUUCUUUAGCAGAACCCAUGCCCAAGAAGCAACGUCAUGAGUUAGCGUCGUUUGGCCCACACUUAUCAGCUGGCCCGACUGCAACACGGCGGAAAACCGAUCUUUUCGAAAGCCUUGGCAACACGAUCAGCCCCGACGUUUCGAGGCGGAUGGUUCAAGCGGAAACACUGUCUAUGUCACACCCAAUACCUAGCAUGACACGCCUUCAGGAUCUCAUGACCCAAUCCAACAAAACUCGAGAGGCUCUGAAGGCUCUAUCAAGAGAGCAGCAAUUGUUAGAGCAGCAGCUAGAAAGGAACACUUGCGACUUUCCCAAAUUCGCUUCUUUCACCACAUCGCUACAAUCGCAAUGCAACCAAACAGCAUCAUUCAAUCAGCGCCAGCUCUCGCAGAACAUCAACUGUGACAAAAUAUGGAGUUGCACGAAUCAAAACAAUGGGAAUGAAUACGUUCAUGUAGUGAAUUUAUCAAAAUGUAAGGCAAUGGAAUUGGGGCCGUCCAGCAACAAUCAGACUAUUUGGAAUUAUCCUGCGAUGGAGAGAUGAAUCCAUAUUUGUUUACUGGGGAGGCAAAGAUUGUAGAUCCCUUAGAGUAUUAAGCUACAAAGCGCCUUU
This is a messenger RNA of Phaeodactylum tricornutum CCAP 1055/1, 1070 nucleotides long. RefSeq lists its product with no specific name. The transcript has a single exon. Lineage: Eukaryota; Bacillariophyta; Bacillariophyceae; Surirellales; Neidiaceae. The record is from RefSeq and is a predicted model, not a curated record. The coding region runs from base 3 to 1001 and encodes 332 amino acids.